ACUUUAGGAAGUGGCCUACCUAAUUUGACACUUCUUCAACUACACCCUUUGAAUUUUUCUCUCUUUACCUUCUUCAUCAACUCCGCUCUCUCUCUCCUGAUUUGGCUUUCUUCAAAAACUGAAAAAAGCAAAUCAAGAAAAGAGAGAAGAAGAAGAAUCCAUAGAUGUGUCCAUUAAGGAUUAUCCUCAUAUUCCUUUCGGCGACUCUCGCUGGCUUCUUCGUCCUCAAGAAGCUCAACUCUACCUCCGACGAUCCUCUCGACGAUUCCUUCACCGACGCUGCUGAACCCGCCGACGACUCAGCCUCUGGAUUCUCCAAGGUGGGAAUGGCACUGAAGUCUGGAUUUUGGACAUGCGUUGACAUGGCAAGUGGUCGCUAUCUCUGGAACCAUAUCCGCUCCGAUUCCAAAUGCUCUUCUUGAGUGUUUUUGUUACUCUAUCUCUAUCUCUCUGUCUCUAUUGUCUGUAACUGUGUAAUUUUGCUGCAAUGGACGGCAACCAAAACCGCAUAUUGUCUUUUGUACUAUAUUAUAGAUCUUGUCUUCUUCACUAUACUUAAAUCUCUCAAUAAAGUGGAAGUCUUUAA
Camelina sativa (false flax) is the source of this 586-nucleotide messenger RNA. RefSeq lists its product as uncharacterized. NCBI's taxonomy places the organism in Eukaryota, Viridiplantae, Streptophyta, Magnoliopsida, Brassicales, Brassicaceae. The record is from RefSeq and is a predicted model, not a curated record.